Messenger RNA from Nerophis lumbriciformis (worm pipefish), 201 nucleotides. NCBI's taxonomy places the organism in Eukaryota, Metazoa, Chordata, Actinopteri, Syngnathiformes, Syngnathidae. The record is from RefSeq and is a predicted model, not a curated record.
AUGGAACCUGCCUGCCGUAAGGACAAGCCGAAGCUAAACAGUACCCCAACCAGAGGAGACCGAUCAAAACAGAAAUCUGCACAGCAGGAACUUAAACAGCGACAACGUGCAGAGAUCUACGCUUUGAACAAGGUGAUGACUGAGCUGGAACAUCAGCAGUUUGAAAAGUUUUGCAAACAGAUGCAGCCACAAGGGGAAUGA